AUGGAUUUUGGUCAUCCUCCCAAGGAAGGCCUGGAGGAUGCGCUGAACCCUGGCUUCGCCCUCCCCCUGACCGAUGCGGACGACGCCUGCCCGGCGCACGUGCGGAGCACUUCGCUGCCGAACGCCACGCUGAACCUCGUCCUGGCGGUGCUGGGGGCGGGGCAACUCACUCUGCCCUAUGCCAUGGGACAGUUGGGUCUCGCACUGGGCAUCACCUGUUUGUUGAUCUUCACCUUGUUCUCCAUGCACUCUUUGAAGACCCUGACCUUGUACGAGCUGCACUUCGCACCCAGCAACUGCCUGGAGACCUAUGCGGAGCUGGUGAUUCGGGUCCUCGGAACACCGGGUCGAGCGAUUUGCAACGCGCUGCUGGUGAUGUCGCGCGGCGUUCCGGGGUACGCCUGGGGUGGCGCAGUGGCGUUCUUGGUGAUUUUGAAGGGAGAAUCGGAGUUCCUGUGGUGCAACUAUUAUGACUGUCACCAUCAUCCGGAGCAGUGGCAUGUGACGAUUCUAGGAUCAGAUGUGGCCGGCAGUGGCCAAGUUAUUCUGCUGCUGCUGGCGCUCUUCGUCCUCUGGCCCUUGAGCUCCCUGCAGGACCUGUGUUUCAUGAAACGUUUCAGCUGGUUGGGCUGCGCGGCGGCCCUGAUCAUCACCGGGGCGACCUGUUGGACGUCAGGUGUCGCUCCGGGAUCGAUGGGGCGGCUGCUGGAGGUGGGGUUGGCUGGGGGCCGGUGGCCAAUCCCCCCGAGAUGA
Cladocopium goreaui is the source of this 753-nucleotide messenger RNA. NCBI's taxonomy places the organism in Eukaryota, Dinophyceae, Suessiales, Symbiodiniaceae. The record is from the annotation of a GenBank genome assembly.